Molecule: messenger RNA, 1270 nt
Organism: Talaromyces proteolyticus
Lineage: Eukaryota; Fungi; Ascomycota; Eurotiomycetes; Eurotiales; Trichocomaceae
Product: putative proteasome component Pre2
Exons: 6
Coding region: 147-1037 (296 amino acids)
Cellular component (GO): proteasome core complex
Molecular function (GO): threonine-type endopeptidase activity
Source: RefSeq, a predicted model, not a curated record
CGCAUUGUCAUCGAGAGUCGCUCUUCCCCAUCAUCCCCCGUCUACUCCUCCCGACUAUUCAGUGUACUAUAUUUCUUUUCGACCUUGCAUUUUCCAUUAAUUUCCCUCUAUACUCUGCUAGUCCCGUUCUCGGAUCCCUCGUCAAGAUGGAUACACUAGUCGCCAGGUACUCCAGUUCGCCAUUUCAGAAUGAGAUCUAUUCAGAAGAACAACAGCGCGAGCUCAUAGAGUGCCUUCCUCCGUUAUCACUCAAAUUCGACCUUCCGCCUAUCUCCAAGCCUUCCUCUUGGCUUCGUACCAUGACAGAUGACCACUCGAACCCUAGUGCACCCAUCAAAUUGGCACACGGAACGACAACCCUCGCUUUCAGAUUCCAGCACGGCAUUAUUGUUGCGACAGAUUCAAGAGCGACGGCGGGUAAUUGGAUUGCCAGUCAGACAGUCAAGAAGGUCAUUCCGGUGUCACGAUUGAAUUUGGCUACGGACAAAGAGAACGAUGGUCCUGUUCCAGGACUCCUGGGAACUAUGGCCGGUACUGCAGCGGAUUGUCAAUACUGGUUGAGAUACUUAGGCGAGCAGUGCACACUUCACGAACUCCGACAUAAGCGCCGCAUUACUGUCGCUGCUGCGUCGAAGAUCCUGGCUAACCUGACAUACUCUUACAAGUCGAUGGGGCUGGGUAUGGGUACUAUGUUGGCAGGAAUGACACCUCAAGAAGGCCCUGCAUUGUACUAUAUCGACUCCGACGGCACUCGCCUACCCGGUAACCUUUUCUGUGUUGGAUCCGGUCAAACAUUCGCCUACGGUGUGCUGGAUGCUGAGUACCGGUAUGAUCUUAGUGAGGAAGAAGCUCUCCAACUCGGCCGACGAAGUAUCCUGGCGGCCACUCAUCGCGAUGCCUACUCUGGUGGAUAUAUCAACUUGUACCACGUCAAGGAAGAAGGAUGGGUGCACCAUGGAUUUAGCGACACAGACCCGAUUUUCUGGAAGACCAAGUUGGAACAAGGUGAAUUCACAAAUGUGACGGCUGAAGUGUAAGAAGUGUGAGAAGCUAUGAAAGGGGCAGAGUCUAUUCAAAUUCGAACAACAACCCGAAAUCCACCUCUUUGAGACAGUUUCCUUUUUUUCAAUUACCAACUUUUGUCUUAUCAUGAUCCAAUAUUGUGGGGACAGUUCUUUUCCUUCCCUGAGAAUCUCACUGUAGAAUGAAUCAAUAUCAAGCGCUCGUCAGAGAACCUGAUAAGUAUCGAUAGAAACUAUGAAAUCGACUA